AUGAAAGCGGGAGCUAUCGGCUACAUUCAGACAUCAUUCCACUUUUCAGAACCUGUACAAGGCUUCCUCAGCCUAAAGGUGGCAGCAGCCAGCUCUACAGAACUCCGAGUUUCCUGGAACACCAAGUCUGAAGACAACAACGUGAAAUUGUACGAAAUUACCUGGUGGGUGCCCAGUUCCCACGAAGUCAGCAAACCUAAGGAAAAUAAAUUUACUAUAUUUACUCACAAUAACGAAAUCACCAUCGACGGACUAGAGCCACACACCACUUACGCAGUCCAGGUGGCGGCCGUCUGCGAAAGGAGGAAUGUUACGUGGCGCCACCAAUCGGCGAUCGCGACCGCUACAACCUAUCCCGAAGGUCUCGUACGUGUGUCUGGCGUCGCUUUAACAAACGAAAACUGCACGCCUUCUCUAUGCGAUGUAUCUGUGACGUGGAAAGUAAAGGCCACUACAUCGCGGGCACCCGUUCAGCUUGAGUACCACGUGAUCCUGUGUAUCGGUUCCGAAGUCGUCGGUGACAACUGUCGCAGUGAGACAGUACUCGGCGGACGCUCGUCCGUCAUCUUCUCUGGAGUGAAAACGUUCGCGGCUUUGUUCGCGACGGUACAACCAGUUAUCAAGACGCCAAGCGGCGUCUUUGAGGGUGACGCUAGCCUGGCAAGAGGUCGAAGCUGGACGCCUCGGAUACCCGGCGUCGAAGAGGUGACCGUGGCGGAUGUGACCGGAACCUCGGCCCACGCCUCGUGGCCCAAGGUGACUGAACUUGACGGAGUCGACGGCGGCUUUUACGGUGUAGUUGUCACCAUGCACCCCGAAUACGAAGAAGAUGAGGCCGUUUCUCCAGAACAGUCUUUUAGACAAUAUGACACUACAAACGAGAAACAGACUACCGGUACUGAUUCCAUGGAACGUGAUGUGGUCGUACGGAACGUGUCCGCGAGCGACGUCGUCAUCGACCUGCUUGACCUGAAGCCGCGGAGGAAUUACACCAUUACUGUGACUCCGGGUGUAAUGGGAAGCGGAGUGGCCAUAGCGGGUGACAGCGCCAGUCAAGUCUUCAAAACGUUACCAGAACCUCCGAGCAAGCCCAGGAACGUGUCUGUGGUGGAACGCCAAGGGGAGCACUACGUGACCUGGCUACCGCCAGAAUCGUGGAACGGGCCCCGGUCAGGCUACGAAGUAAGCGUCACCUGCGUCAACGGCCGCGUCAGGGCCAACAGCACGGUAGUCGCACUCAACGCGGACAAGACCGAGCUCAGGUUCCCGCACUUCAGCCCGGGAGUGCCGUGCACGGUAUCCGUGAGCGCUUACACCGUGUACAUCGGGGAGCCCCUGGACGGCGACAAAGUCAGGGUGCGCUUCACGCUUCCGAAGAACGAAUACGCGAACACCACGGAACAUUCGGAUGUGUAGUCCAGAUGGAUUACCCCGGCGCAGUGGCGAGGCUUAAAACUCAUUUUGAAGGUGCAGCACAGCGGAAACAAAUGCAAAAUAGCUCUUUGGUGCCGUA
Messenger RNA from Dermacentor albipictus, 1513 nucleotides. RefSeq lists its product as uncharacterized. Gene Ontology annotation, cellular component: external side of plasma membrane; signaling receptor complex. Lineage: Eukaryota; Metazoa; Arthropoda; Arachnida; Ixodida; Ixodidae. Gene Ontology annotation, biological process: cytokine-mediated signaling pathway. Gene Ontology annotation, molecular function: cytokine receptor activity; cytokine binding. The record is from RefSeq and is a predicted model, not a curated record.